AUGAAUGACAUACACUCAGAAUAUGAAAUCCGUGAGAAGAUCAUCAGAACCACAACUGAUAAUGGUUCAAACUUCAUUAAAGCAUUCAGAGUGUUUGGAGAAGAUGAAAACAACGUUAACGCUGAGGAGGUAACUGAUGAAGAUCCAACACAUGAUGAUCAGGAUGAGGAGGUGGAAUUCAUUGACAUUGGCAGCAUUAUGACUGAAGAUGAUGGUCUCCAAUACCAACUUCCAAAGCAUCAUCGGUGUGCUUGCCAUUUGUUGAAUCUGGUUUCUACGGUGGAUGCAAAUAAUGCAAACAAGGUAGAGGCCUACAAGAAAUUGUCGAGGUCUGCCUUCUCCAAAUGUCAGGCUCUCUGGAACAAGACUGCAAAGUCUACUACUGCUGCAGGGGUCGUUGAAGAACACUGCAAACUUCAGCUGAUACAACCUAAUGCAACAAGGUGGAACUCCUUUUACUUGGCUGUAGAGCGGAUCCUGAGAAUCCUCAAAGUACAAGGAGAGGGAGCUGUGAGAGCUGUCUGUGCUGCCCUUGAUGUUCCAAUGUACAGUCCAGCUGACAUCGCCUUUUUGGGUGAAUAUGCCAACACCAUGGGUCCAGUUGCAAAGGCAAUAAACAUACUUCAGGAAGAAUCCAAUAUUCAGAUGGGAUGGCUGCUCCCUACAAUCAGCGCCCUCGUCUCCAAGCUUGACAAAACCAGAGCGUUGCUGAAAUUCUGUAAGCCACUGAUUGAUGCCCUGCAAGAAGGUUUGAAGAAACGAUUUGGGGAAAUGAUGUCUGACCCAGAGCUGGUUGCUGCAGCCAUUCUACAUCCAAAAUUCAAGAAAUCCUGGACUGCUGAUGAAGGGGUCCUCAAAUUAGAUAUUAGUGGCACAGUGUGA
Molecule: messenger RNA, 882 nt
Organism: Archocentrus centrarchus (flier cichlid)
Lineage: Eukaryota; Metazoa; Chordata; Actinopteri; Cichliformes; Cichlidae
Exons: 3
Coding region: 1-882 (293 amino acids)
Source: RefSeq, a predicted model, not a curated record